AUGGCUAGAUCGCUGAGUAGCGCUAGGGUAUUGGAUUCUUUCAGCGCCAGUGCAACCACUACCAUUACCAUAGAAGAACCCUCUCCUUCAGAUUCAUCUCAGCGACCGCAACAGCAAACCCUAGUUCUUCUCCUCUCCCGGCGACCGGCGACGAAGAAGAAGGUCACAUGGAAGGAAGGUACUGUCGAUAAUGAAUUCCUCAAUAAGAAAAGCUCCAAAAAGUGUUGCAUCUUCCACAAGGAAAAGCCUUUCGACGAUGAUGAUAGUGACAAGGACAACAACAACGACCGAUCAAAGGAGGCAGAUGAUGCACACCAUGCCAACGGUCACGGAGGAGGUUGUUGUUCUCACGAUGACGAGGCCAGCACAAGUGGCGGGCAUUGA
Molecule: messenger RNA, 384 nt
Organism: Telopea speciosissima
Lineage: Eukaryota; Viridiplantae; Streptophyta; Magnoliopsida; Proteales; Proteaceae
Product: protein phosphatase 1 regulatory subunit INH3
Exons: 1
Coding region: 1-384 (127 amino acids)
Cellular component (GO): nucleus
Molecular function (GO): protein phosphatase 1 binding; protein serine/threonine phosphatase inhibitor activity
Source: RefSeq, a predicted model, not a curated record